GCGGGCGGGCAGCUGUUGGCAGCGCACCGUCUGGGGGCUCGCGCGGGGGGCUGCAGCUUUUCCCGGCCCGGAGCAAGUGUGCGGGGCCGGGAGGAGAGCCGGGGGUAGCGGGCCGGGCCCGGGGCUGCGGCUGCGGCUGCGGCCCCCCAGCCCCGCCAGCCCGAGCGCUCGGAGGUAGAGGAGAGGUCUGGACAGGGUGGCUGGACCAACGGCAGAAUCCAGUGCCAGACUCUGGACUUGAGGGUUCUAGGCUGUGGUCUAUAGAAGCAAAGGAGAGAAGGACUCAAAUCCAGGCCAACUGUAUGGCUGUCUGAGGUGUUGGAACAGAAGGAGGUCCAUUCCCGUUGGUGACAACACUGUGGCCCUGUUCUGGGAUGACCGAGGUAUAAAGGGAAUUGGUAGCAUUCCCAACUGUGUAACCGCCUUCAGGAGCUAGUAGCUUUGGUCAUAGGAAGGAGAAGAAACUCCAUGAACGGUGGACUCAACAAUGACUCUUUCCUCCUGGGCUGAGCUCAUGCAGCAAGGGAUUUUGGGCACACCACUUCGCAGCCCAGUGGGUGCGAUCUGGAAAUGCUGCUGGGAGUGUGCGAGUGGGAAGCACUCAGGGAAUGCCGGGGCCGCUGGGGGACAGACGGACAGACGUGCUCUGGAGUCUCGCCAGGAGCAAGUGGCAGACCUAGGGUUUCUAUAGUAUUCCGGACAAUACCGCCCCCUGCGAAAAUGCAAAUACUUCACAUCCGUCCUGUUUGAUCUAUUCCUCCCGAGGACACACGUCCACGGUUUCCCCCAAGAAAGAGCAGCUGAGUCCUUGCAUCUUGUGGCAACUGGUGUGCCCAGCACCCAGUCCGUCGGAGCUGAAGGCAGCCCGGCCCCUUCUCAUGGGCAGCGCCCACCUGUGCUGAGGUCCUGCGGGAGUGGCGGUGAGAGGAGCUGCGCCAUCAGUGGUAACUGAAAAUGUCUGACAGUCUGGAUAAUGAAGAGAAACCCCCAGCUCCCCCGCUGAGAAUGAAUAGUAACAACCGAGAUUCCUCGGCACUCAACCACAGCUCCAAACCACUUCCCAUGGCCCCCGAAGAGAAGAAUAAGAAAGCCAGGCUUCGCUCUAUCUUCCCAGGAGGAGGGGAUAAAACCAAUAAGAAGAAAGAGAAAGAACGCCCAGAGAUCUCUCUUCCUUCAGACUUUGAACAUACGAUUCAUGUGGGGUUUGACGCAGUCACCGGGGAGUUCACUAACUCCCCCUUCCAGACCUCUCGACCUGUGACGGUCGCUUCAAGUCAAUCAGAGGGAAAAAUGCCAGAUCUCUAUGGCUCACAGAUGUGCCCAGGGAAGCUCCCAGAGGGAAUUCCUGAGCAGUGGGCACGGUUACUCCAAACCUCCAACAUAACAAAGCUGGAACAGAAGAAGAAUCCACAAGCCGUCCUAGACGUUCUCAAAUUCUACGAUUCCAAAGAAACCGUCAACAACCAGAAAUAUAUGAGCUUUACAUCCGGAGAUAAAAGUGCACACGGAUACAUAGCAGCCCAUCCUUCGAGUACAAAAACAGCGUCAGAGCCUCCUUUGGCUCCUCCUGUGUCCGAAGAAGAAGACGAAGAAGAGGAAGAAGAAGAAGACGACAAUGAGCCCCCGCCGGUUAUUGCGCCAAGACCAGAGCAUACGAAAUCAAUCUACACUCGUUCUGUGCUUGAAUCCAUUGCUUCACCAGCAGCACCAAAUAAAGAGGUCGCACCACCUUCUGCGGAGAAUGCCAAUUCCAGUACUUUGUAUAGAAACACAGAUCGGCAAAGGAAAAAAUCCAAGAUGACAGAUGAGGAGAUCCUAGAGAAGCUAAGAAGCAUUGUGAGUGUUGGUGACCCAAAGAAAAAAUACACAAGAUUUGAAAAAAUAGGUCAAGGGGCAUCAGGUACUGUUUAUACAGCGCUAGACAUUGCAACAGGACAAGAGGUGGCCAUAAAGCAGAUGAACCUUCAACAGCAGCCCAAAAAGGAAUUAAUUAUUAAUGAAAUUCUGGUCAUGAGGGAAAAUAAGAACCCCAAUAUUGUUAAUUAUUUAGAUAGCUACUUAGUGGGUGAUGAACUAUGGGUGGUCAUGGAAUACUUGGCUGGCGGCUCUUUGACUGAUGUGGUCACCGAGACCUGUAUGGAUGAAGGCCAGAUAGCAGCUGUGUGCAGAGAGUGCCUCCAAGCUUUGGAUUUCUUGCACUCAAACCAAGUGAUCCAUAGAGACAUAAAGAGUGACAAUAUCCUUCUUGGGAUGGAUGGCUCUGUUAAAUUGACUGAUUUUGGGUUCUGCGCCCAGAUCACCCCUGAGCAAAGUAAACGAAGUACUAUGGUGGGAACUCCCUAUUGGAUGGCACCUGAGGUGGUGACUCGAAAAGCUUACGGUCCGAAAGUUGAUAUCUGGUCUCUGGGGAUUAUGGCAAUCGAAAUGGUGGAAGGUGAACCCCCUUACCUUAAUGAAAAUCCACUCAGGGCAUUAUACCUGAUAGCCACUAAUGGGACUCCAGAGCUCCAGAAUCCUGAGAGACUGUCGGCUGUGUUCCGUGACUUUUUAAACCGCUGUCUUGAGAUGGAUGUGGACAGGAGGGGAUCUGCCAAGGAGCUUUUGCAGCAUCCAUUUUUAAAAUUAGCCAAGCCUCUCUCCAGCCUGACUCCUCUGAUUAUCGCUGCGAAGGAAGCAAUUAAGAACAGCAGCCGCUAGGACUACAAGCCUUACCCCACACCAUCUCCCUCCUGAGUAAGACUGAACUGUGAAACUCUGCGGCAGGAAAGAGGGAGGAAGCAAAGACAGUCAAAUGGGGUGGGGGUGGGGGUUCUUUAACUUUCCAAUGACUAGAAACUUCUUAUAAGCCUUUUUCCUACUCCCUCAGAUUAUGUAAUUUAUUUGUAAGCCUGAAUCGCAGCCCGAACCGGGCAGCAAUGUCGAAGCGGCCGUGAAGUGGCCACUUCUUCCGUGAAGCGAAAGAGCCAGUAGUGAAUCCCCUCGUUUUGUGCAUUCGCUUUGAAGAACACAAGGUUUCUCAAAGAUGCACACUCCCUCUUCAUAGUGUCGUGUUCGUUUUUAAGUUAGAGAGUAGUCCCUCUUGCAUUCGAACCUCCUUCAAAACUCCUUACCCAAAUGUGACGUUCUUCACUUGCACUGUCAUGAGGUGUCCAGAGGAAAAAAAAAAAAAAAAAAAGAUGUCAAAACGUUUUUUUUUUAAAGCAA
Molecule: messenger RNA, 3204 nt
Organism: Herpailurus yagouaroundi (jaguarundi)
Lineage: Eukaryota; Metazoa; Chordata; Mammalia; Carnivora; Felidae
Gene: PAK3
Product: p21 (RAC1) activated kinase 3
Exons: 23
Coding region: 955-2697 (580 amino acids)
Biological process (GO): protein phosphorylation
Molecular function (GO): protein serine/threonine kinase activity; ATP binding
Source: RefSeq, a predicted model, not a curated record